Molecule: messenger RNA, 3694 nt
Organism: Paramisgurnus dabryanus
Lineage: Eukaryota; Metazoa; Chordata; Actinopteri; Cypriniformes; Cobitidae
Source: RefSeq, a predicted model, not a curated record
UCCAGGAAACAACACUGAUGAUGUGUCCAAGGUUGUGCAUCAGAAGAUGUUUCUGUAACUGAGAAUUUCUGGGAGCACCAGUGACAACCAGGAACAGACUGGGUGACAACCAUGAAGAGUGUGGUGACAGCUGGAGAGACAGAUGACAGCCGGAAAGACGGCAACCCGGGGUGGAGAGGGUUGGCAGCCCAAACCACUUCUUCCGAGAGGAAGAACCCAAAGCAAGCUACAAAACCUUCAAAGAAAAGAUACCCCCAGGGGUGCCCGAGAGGGGGGGAGGAUGAGCACCCCAAUAGGACGGACCUAAGAACGACGACACAGGACAACGAAAUAACGACAACGACAGUACAGUGCAUCUGCGGCAAGAGCUGCAAGAACGAGAGGGGCUUACGAAUCCAUCAAGGCAGGAUGGGAUGUCUGAAAGCAGCAGCGACGACGACACAUCGCACAGAAGUCACAACUUCUGGUAAGACGCAGGAGGAGCCAGGCCCGGAGGCAACCCACAGUGCCCGGAGCCUCCUAGUAUCGCCAAGACCUGCUGCCAGCCGUUCGCCUGUCACCCAAAGCUGCCCUCAAGUGACAGCACCUCCUGACAGCCCACAGAGCCCCCAAAGCCGGCAAGUGGCAGCAACAAGAACUGGCUGUGCCCCUUUGGCUCAACCAAGGAUCCAGUGGCCCCAAUCCUCAAAGAGAGCUGAGUGGCACCAGUUCGAUGAAGACGUGAACCAGAUCCUGGAAGUGACAGCUAAGGGGGAUGUGGACCAUCGAUUGCUAACGAUGACCACUCUCAUAGUGAACAUUGCAGCUGAGCGAUUUGGAUCUGUGAUACCCAAACCCACUCCAUCGGCAUACACUCCAAGCCACAGAGUGAGGAAAAUCAAAUGUCUCAGGGAAGAACUUAAGCUACUAAAGAGGCAGUACAAGGCAGCAGGGGAAGUAGAGAGAGCUGGCCUAGCAGAUCUGAGAGGAAUCCUGAGGAAACAACUUUUGACCCUUUGUAGGGCAGAGUACCACAGGAGGAGGCGGAAAGAGAGAGCAAAGAAGAGGGCAGCAUUUUUGGCCAACCCUUUCAAGUUGACCAAGCAGCUUCUUGGCCAAAAGAGGACUGGCCAACUCACCUGCUCCAAGGACGCGAUCAACAACCACCUCAAGGCCACCUACUCGGACCCGAACAGAGAACGACCAUUAGGGCCAUGCGAUGCACUGCUGACACCACCAGAGCCCACAGUAGAGUUCAACCUGAAGGAGCCCUGCCAGAGUGAAGUGGAGGAAGUGGUGAGGAGAGCAAGGUCAAGCUCAGCACCAGGCCCAAGCGGAGUGCCUUACAAGGUAUACAAGAACUGCCCAAAGCUUCUACACAGACUCUGGAAGGCCCUGAAGGUUCCAAAAGAGGAGAAGUCUGAGAAUAUCGACCAGUAUCGUGUCAUCUCCUUGCUCAGCGUGGAGAGUAAAAUAUUCUUCAGCAUUGUGGCCAAGAGACUCUCCAACUUCCUGUUGAGCAAUAAAUACAUCGACACGUCUGUGCAGAAAGGAGGUAUUCCGGGAGUCCCAGGUUGCCUGGAACACACAGGGGUGGUAACCCAGCUCAUCAGGGAAGCAAGAGAAGGCAAGGGGGACCUGGCUGUGCUGUGGCUAGAUCUCACCAAUGCAUAUGGCUCAAUACCCCACAAGCUGGUGGAGGUCGCACUGGAGAAACACCACGUCCCUCAGAAGGUUAAAGGCCUCAUCCUGGACUAUUACAGCAAGUUCAGCUUGAGGGUCUCCUCUGGCCAGUUAACAUCAAAUUGGCACCAGCUUGAGGUAGGGAUAAUCACUGGUUGUACCAUCUCAGUGACUCUCUUUGCGCUGGCAAUGAACAUGAUGGUCAAGGCAGCCGAGACAGAGUGCAGAGGUCCCCUCAGCAAGUCCGGAGUAAGGCAACCUCCCAUUAGAGCCUUCAUGGACGACCUCACAGUGACAACAACAGCGGUGCCAGGAGCAAGAUGGAUUCUCAGAGGGUUGGAGAGGCUCAUGGUAUGGGCACGCAUGAGCUUCAAACCAGCAAAAUCCAGGUCCUUGGUGCUAAAGAAGGGGAGAGUCACUGAUAAGUUCCGCUUCAGGUUGGGAGAACAUCAAAUCCCGUCAGUCACUGAGAAACCAGUGAAGAGCCUCGGGAAGGCCUUUAACUGCAGCCUCAACGAUAGAGACUCCAUCAGGGAAACCAGCACUUCCAUGGAGGACUGGUUGAAAGCCGUGGACAGAUCAGGGCUCCCUGGAAGAUUCAAGGCUUGGGUUUAUCAGCAUGGAAUCCUCCCAAGACUCCUCUGGCCCCUGCUCAUCUAUGAGGUCCCCAUGACUGUGGUUGAAGGUUUAGAGCGAAAGGUGAGCAGCUAUCUACGCAGAUGGCUGGGACUGCCACGCAGCCUAAGCAACAUCGCUCUGUAUGGGAACACCAACAAGCUCAGACUGCCUUUAAGCUCAGUGAGGGAGGAGUUCAUUGUGACACGGGCACGGGAACAUCUGCAGUACUCUGGAUCCAGAGAUGCGAAAGUGUCCGGAGCAGGGAUUGUCGUCAGGACAGGGAGAAAGUGGAGGGCAGCAGAGGCAGUCCAACAAGCUGAAACUCGGCUGAAGCACAAGGCCAUCCUUGGGACAGUAGUGCAAGGCAGAGCCGGACUUGGAAGCCUAACAGCAACCCGGUACGACUUGGCCAGCGGGAGGGAGAGGCAGAGGCUGGUGCAGGAGGAGGUGCGUGCUUCAGUGGAGGAGGAGAGAACCAGCAAAGCAGUGGCCAUGCGGCAGCAAGGUGCCUGGAUGAAGUGGGAGCAGGCGAUGGAGCGGAAUGUCACUUGGAAGGACAUCUGGACGUGGAAUCCCCAGAGAAUCAGGUUCUUGAUCCAAGGGGUUUACGACGUUCUUCCCAGCCCAUCUAACUUGUACACAUGGGGCAGAGUAGAGACACCUGCAUGCACGCUGUGUUCCAAGCCAGGGACACUAGAACACAUCUUGAGCAGCUGCUCCAAGGCACUAGGCGAAGGCCGGUAUCGAUGGAGACACGAUCAGGUCCUUAAAACCAUUGCUGAGGCAAUCAGCAAAGGGAUCAAAGACAGCCGAUACCGUCAAGCCACAGCCAAGGCUAUCCACUUCAUCAAGGAAGGAGAAAGGCCAAAGGGAACAUCUAAGAGCUGCUCUGCUGGGUUGCUCUCAACAGCCCGAGACUGGGCAAUGACAGUUGACCUAGAGAGGCAACUGAGGAUCCCAGCACACAUCACUCAGUCCACACUGAGACCUGACAUCAUCUUGGUCUCUGAGGCCACCAGACAACUAAUCUUGCUAGAGCUAACAGUCCCCUGGGAGGAGAGGAUGGAGGAGGCUCAGGAGAGAAAGAGGGAAAAAUAUCAGGAGCUGAUGGAGCAGUGUCGGACGAAUGGGUGGAGGACCAGGUGUAUGCCAGUGGAAGUAGGCAGUAGGGGAUUUGCCAGCCACACCCUGAAUAAGGCAUAUGGUACACUGGGCAUAACAGGCGCCAACCGAAGAAGAGCCAUAAGUAAUAAUGUCGAGGCAGCAGAGAAAGCAUCCAGAUGGCUCUGGUUGAAGAGGGGAGAACGGUGGGGGCGGUAGCAUGCCCCUUGGACACAGACCGGGGUUUGAUCAGCCUCGGUCGGGUCGCCUGGAGGAGGGUGUCUGUUGCAAGACCCGAAACACCCUGUGAGUC